AAUAAAAUAUCAUCUGCAUUGUAGCUCGCACGGCGGCACAGCAGGGGGCGCUCUUUACUGGCUAAACAUAUCGACGGAGUAUAAACUGACCCAGAGUCAGAUCUAUCAGCCACACAGCCUAUGGUAAUGGAGGAACGAAUCUAAAUAAGAACUGACCUGGGAACAGCCGCUGUCACGUAAGUUGGGGUCGGGGAGAAAAGGCGUUCGUUUUGUGCAACAGACGGCCCCACAGGGCGGCGCUUAAAACACUUUAAGUGGUAAUUGAUGGAAAUGAGGCGACGGCUCCGCUCACCCGGGGGACUCUGGUGAUAUAAACACGCCGCCACACUGUUAAAUUACAAUCAGAGCGGAGGAAUUUUGGUGAAAAACGAAAGCCACCGGCCGAGCCGCCUCAGUUUAACCGCUCCGGUAACGAGUCUCCAGCCGAAGCCCAUGAUAGCACAGACACGUAGCUAUAAGCCACACAGCAGGACACCCUGGAAGAGACGGAGAAACCUCAGGAGGAUGCCGAGGAACGCGUGCUCGAUGUGAAGAUCGUUACGGCAAGAUGUGAGAUGAACCGGGAGAAAACUGCGACCGAGGCCACCGACAUGAUGUUGGUCCGCGGCUCGCACGGCCGAGGCCGAGCCAAAGUGACUCAUGCGGUGGUGGUGAUCUUCCUGGAGUUCUUCGCCUGGGGGCUGCUGACCACGCCCAUGCUGAAAGUGCUCCAUGAGACGUUCCCUCAGCACACCUUCCUGAUGAACGGCCUGGUCCACGGGGUGAAGGGCUUCCUGUCGUUUCUGUCGGCUCCUCUGAUUGGUGCGCUGUCAGACAUCUGGGGCAGGAAGUCGUUCCUCCUCAUGACGGUGUUCUUCACCUGCGCCCCCAUCCCCUUCAUGAGGAUCAGUCCCUGGUGGUACUUCGCUCUGAUCUCAGUCUCUGGGAUCUUCGCUGUGACCUUCUCGGUGAUCUUCGCCUACGUCGCUGACAUCACAGAUGAGCAGGAGCGGAGCACGGCCUAUGGACUGGUGUCUGCAACCUUCGCUGCCAGCCUGGUGACGAGCCCGGCCAUCGGGGCCUACCUGUCGGCGCAGUAUGACGACAGCCUGGUGGUCCUGAUCGCCACGGUGAUUGCCGUGGCGGAUAUCGCCUUUGUGUUCUUCGUGGUCCCCGAGUCACUGCCCGACAAGAUGAGGCUGACGUCCUGGGGCUUCCCCAUCUCCUGGGAGCAGGCCGACCCGUUCGCAUCUCUGCGGCGUGUGGGGAAGGACACCACCGUGCUGCUCAUCUGUGUCACCGUGUUCCUGUCAUACCUGCCUGAGGCCGGACAGUACUCCAGCUUCUUCCUCUACCUGAGACAGGUGAUCGAGUUUUCUCCUGCAGCCAUCGCCGCCUUCAUCGCCAUGGUGGGAAUCCUCUCUAUCGUCGCUCAGACUCUGUUCCUUAGUGUGUUGAUGAGGACCAUUGGGAACAAGAACACGGUUCUUCUGGGUCUGGGCUUUCAGCUCUUCCAGCUGGCCUGGUACGGCUUCGGCUCUGAGCCUUGGAUGAUGUGGGCAGCAGGAACAGUAGCAGCCAUGUCCUCCAUCACCUUCCCAGCUGUCUCUGCUCUGGUGUCACACAGUGCAUCACCUGACCAGCAAGGUGUGGCCCAGGGGAUGAUCACAGGUAUCAGAGGUCUGUGUAACGGUUUGGGUCCGGCUCUCUACGGCUUCAUCUUCUUCCUCUUUAACGUGGAGCUGAACGACAUGCAGCCGGUGGCAGGAAGACCCACACAGAACACAGAGAAGUCUCUGAUCCCGGGUCCUCCCUUCCUGUUCGGAGCGUGCGCCGUCUUGUUCGCACUCCUCGUCGCCAUCUUCAUCCCGGAGCACCACCGGCUGGGCGACGUCAAGACCUGCUCCGCCCGCAAGUCCAGCAGCGCCACCGCGCACGCUCAGAGCGCCAGCCCUCUGGCCACGCCCACCAGCGACGCCGAGGACAUCGAGCCGCUCCUGCAGGACAGCAGCAUGUGACUGACGGCCGGCCCCGGCCAAUCGCAGCCGUGUCUGCCGGUCCCGGCCCCUUCACAAUAAACACCGUUUCAGCUUUUAUUUUAUAACGUUUUUUAUUUCUUCAGACUGUCGAGAUGAGUCGCCGCGGCAACCACACUGACGAGCUAUCACCAUAUUUAUUCAGUCAUUAACAAGUUUAAACUCCUCCCUGUUCAGACUGAAGCCAUCAAUUGUAACCAAAGGGCUUUUUAAUGAGACGUCACCACUGCAGGAACAGAAAACAAGCUGAUGCAGAGAAACUUGAGUUGUGCAGUUUGUCGCCGUGUUGACGGUUGUUCUGAGUUUCUGUGAGCAGAACUUGGCUGUUUGAAGGUUUGGUACCUCUGGGACCUUCUGGGACCAUGUGAUGGUCCUGUAGUGUUUCUCUCCUUUAAGAAUCUGAAGUUUCAUAUCCUGAUAUUUUUAUCGCAAAGUGAGAGCAAAUGUUCAGUCAAAGUCAAAGCCAAAUAUGACAUGUCACCAGUAGUUUUAUUGAAACCGUUUAUUUAAGUGAACAUAAAUACUGUAUAACAGGAGUACCUUUUUUAAAAUCAAAGCUCCAUAAAGUGCACAUUUAAAUAAAAAAAUAUCUUAAAUAAAAGCCUGGAUCAAGGAUCACAGUACAAUAUUUAACUAUAUCGAUAUAUGCGAUAUGGUCUAAUUCCUUAUCACAUUUGAAAAUAUAUCGAUAUAUCUUUUAUAUCGAUAUAUCGCCCAGCCCUAGUUUAAAACCCUGUGAUUGAUUCGGUUUGGUAUAAAUACCACUUCCAGGACACACAGGUCGAUGUGUAGAAUCAGCCUCCAGGAUACGAGAGGAGAAUUAUUUAUUUUUCUCAUAUUUCCCGAUCAGUCUUUCUGUGUCUUAGCGUGGUUUGGCGCCAUUAUAACAACAAGAAUUAGAACAAGCUGUCUGAUGUUUCUGCUGUCUGCGUCACUCAGACUGACAGAAAACUGCAAAUCAGAUCAAACUUCUUUACUGGAGUUCUGAUCAGACAGGACGAGGUGAUGACGUGAUGUUUCUCUGUCCACUGUUAGCUUCAUGUCAGUGAGACAGUUUUGGUCUGUAGCUCGUUAUUUAAAGAGUGAUGCGACUUUAACCUCCUUCAGCUGGUAGAUUCACGUGACAGAUGUAAAACGCACCAUUUCCACACACUCGUCACUCUCUCUCUGAGCCGUCAGCGUGGUUGCUGCUGACCACCCGGCAGGCGUGCAGAGGUCAGGAGAUGAAGCGCUCCUCGCUGUACGGGACCAAGCAUCCCCAAAACUACAGACUGUUUAAAGUGUCCAGCAGGACGGAGACACGGAGGAGAGGACGGGGAACGGAGGUAUUUAACCUCCACGUUACUGACUCUUUGUACUCUGGUGUUUCUUUUCUUUGUUGUUUUUCUGCGAGAUGGCGAGGUUGGUGGGAGGCGGAGCUCCAAGCGGCUGUGACGUCAUCAGCCUCUCCCUCCCGCUGAUUGUUUUCAUAUCGAGGAGGAAACUAGACGCGUAAACAUUGAUUCUAUAUUUAGGACGUUAACUCAGUUUGAAGUGCUUUUAGCUGCAGACAGGAAACACAAAGCAUCGUCAGCUGCAGGAGUCACUGAGUCCUGCUCCGGUUUAAUGUUCCUACAGAAUCAAACCAAAAGAAUCAGAGUUUUAUUAGAUCCGGAGCACAGAUCUGUGAGUCCUGCACACGGGUCCUGUUGUGUUUCUGUCCCUGCGUCCUCAUCCCGUCAUGUGUCGUGUCUCCUCGUCUCUUCUUCUCUUUAAAUACUUGAAGUGGGUUCAGUUCAGCCUGUCAGCGCUGCAGUCUGAACGUUUCUCGUCGUCUUCACUCACAUUUCCUUGAACCACAGAAGAAGAAGACGUUUGGACUCGAGUCGGCGGCUUGUUCAGAACCAAAUUGUGCCAUUAUUUUAACUUUUAUUCUUUUGCCUUUUGUUGUUUGUUUUCCAGUCUGUUCUCUCCGAUCUGUGUACAAACAAACACGACUUAUGUCUUUGAAAUGACGCCGCUCGCCUCAACGAGACGUCAAGUUUCAUUCUGCUGAUCAUUCUUCAUCAGAUCCUGCAGAGACUCAGAAACAUGUUUGUUGUAUUUAUUUAUGAAAUCACAUCUGCAGAAUACAAACUUUUCUCUCUGCUGGUGCGUUCAAGGACGCACCGACAUCAAAGACAUAAAAUAGAAAUACCAGCUGUUAAUAAUCGAUAAAUUGCUAAAAUAUGUUUUCAUGCAACAAUGUCAUAAAAGAGCAGUUUUUCAGACACAAAUCUGCAGAUUUCCUGUUUUUAUCUGUUUAAGUGAAAAUCUGUAAAAACCUCAAUUUUGUGCACGCUCAAACUUCAUUGCAUAAUUCGCUUUUUACAUGUUAAAUAUUUCAAAUUGAUCGCAAAAAAAUCACAUUUUUUGCAGAUGUUUGAGACCCAUUUGCAUAAAAUCGUGUGAUUUAUUUUUUUUCUCUUUUGGGAUUUGUUGAAAAUAUACAGAUUUAUUGGAAAGUGAUUAAAGUUGAACUGGAAGCUGAGGCACCAGUUAACAGGGUCCCUCGUUAAACCGUAACACCGCCCAUCGUUUUAUUUUUCAAACUUUAAAUCAACACCUGUUACUGUGAUGCGUUCACCUCACAAAAAACAAUGGGCAGAUUGAUGAAUUUGAGCCUCUUCUUAACAACAGCAUGUCCUUGAACGCACCACGAGAGUUUUCAAAACCAAAAUUGCUUUAACACACAAUAACUUAAACUAAAUAUGAUCGAGUCUGCAGGUUUAUUAUCUUCAUAGAAAUGAUCAUAAAUCUGACGGAGAAUAAUCAGCAGCUCUUAUUUACCGAAAUCUGUUUCUGAUGUUCUGUCUGUUACUUUAAGGCUCCAGAUUAUUGUGAAUGCUGCAUUCAGGGUACAUCUACUGUGUGGGAAAAACUGACCCGUCUCAGUUCAGACUAAAGUAUUCAGGUCAGAGUUUUAUUUCUCCAGCGUGACCUGAAGGCAGCAUGUGAGGAAGAGGAGGCGGAUGAUGAAGGUGUUCAGCUUCAUGAAGCACAAUCCCGUCUGAACGUUUCUCCUGUUUUACUUCAACAAACCAAACUGUUCUGACUUUAAUCUCAUGUUUGAUUUCUGUUUCUCUCAAAGAUGAUGUCAAAAACAGGAAGUUGGUCCUGCAGUAUAUUUUUCUACAGUCAGUCUGAAGCUCCGCAGAGACUCAGUUUCCCAGAAUCCUCCACAGUGUUAUGAAGUCCCGCUGAGCUUCACGUCUCAGCGGAGAGUUGAUCGUCUCACAGCCGAGACUCGCUCCAAUAACCCUUUAGUUCACUUAAUUUACUUCAUAUUUUUCAAAUGUUUUCCGGCUCCAAGCUUCAGGAUGUUAUUUUAUUUUUCCUGGCCGUGUGUAAAAGUAAACUGAAUAUUGUUGAAGCUGAUUACCAACCAGGAAAAAGGACAAAAAGAGAUGACAUUAGAUGAAAACUUAUUUUAAUAAAUCUAGUUUGUCAUCGUAAUGAUAAACUUUUUCAAAAUUACAGCUUGAAAAAACAGGGAAACUUUUCCACUGGAUCCAAACUCAUUAUUUUGAGAGAUAAUUUUAUCAACUUCAGUAUUUUGUGAUGCAAACCGUCACCUGACGUUUUACCGUAUUUAUUUGUGUUCAAAACAAGCAACAUAAGUUCUGAUACAAGGAGGAAAUAUUCUGACACCUUUUUUGCUUAUUAUAAAUAUAUAAAACAUAUGAUUUCUGUUUCCCUCUUCGACAGAACUAAGAAUCAAAAUCAAACAUUUUCACUGUUCCAGUUCUGUUAAAUUUGCAGCAUAAAAUGACAAAGAAUCUUUUUACUCUCUUUAUAUUUCUGUCUGGGUGUCAGCAGAUUCUGCCCUCUGGUGGUCAGUCUGAGAACUCCAACAUGUCACCUUCAGUUAAACAGAAAGAGUCUUAAAACAGAAUUAAUAAUCAUAUCUUGUGUAUUUCUGAAUGCUCUGGCCUGUCAGUGACUCAGCAUUUCUCUACACAAAACUUUUUCAUGUGUAAUUGUCACAUUGGCAGAAAUACGUUUCUAUAGAUUAUCUGGGUUUUUAACUUUUGGUCAAAAUAAUCACGGAUGAAAACUCCUCCUCCUCUUCUUCCUCUUCAUCCUCCAUCACCUCCUCUUCCUCCUCCAUCACCACCUCCUAUUCCUUCCCCUCGUCCUUCACCUCGUCUUCCUCCAUCACCUCCUCCUCUUCCCUUUCCUGCAUCACCUCCUCCUCCAUCCCCUCCUCUUCCUCUUUCACCUCAUCCUUUCCCUCAUCUUCCUCCUCCUCUUCCUCCAUAACCUCCUCUUCCUCCACAUCAUCCUCCUCCUCACAGCUUUUUUACUUUUGCUCGAAAUAAUCACCGAUGAAAACUGAAGGACUGAAAGUUUCUUUGAUAUUUAAAUAAAUAUAUUUAAACAUAGUUUUUUUAUUAAAGCUUUAACAGCUCAAACGAUCAUUUCACAAUUUUUUUUUCAUUUAUUUUUUUUUUUUUACAAGAGAAAUGAAAAGUGAAAUGCUGACAGUAAGAAUAAAACAAAGGAACAGUAGAAAGACUAAAAAGUUUAAUAUUUAUAAUUCUGAGCUGUGUGAUAAAUCUCUCUGAGACGUGAAGCUCCGACGGUUCAGACGGCUGAAGCUCCGAGCUGUUUGUUUCUGAAUCUGAAUCUUUGAAGCUUGGAGCUGUUUGUUUCUGAAUCUGAAUCUUUGAGUCGUCGUGUUUCUGAUGCAGGUUUUGCUGAUGCUGCACUUUACUUUGUGACGUGCCUCUGAUCAUCUUUAUGUUCAUAUCUGUUUUUAUAGAGCGACGGCUUCCUGUUGUGCAUUUGCAGUUGCUUUCUUUUAUCUUAUUAAGAAAAUAAUUUUGAAUAAUAUCUAUGAUUAUAAUAAUAAUAAUAAUAAUAAAGAGAAAUGUAUGGAAUUUGAAA
This is a messenger RNA of Centropristis striata (black sea bass), 6923 nucleotides long. RefSeq names its product major facilitator superfamily domain containing 14Bb (gene slc71a2b). NCBI's taxonomy places the organism in Eukaryota, Metazoa, Chordata, Actinopteri, Perciformes, Serranidae. Bases 555 to 1997 code for a protein of 480 amino acids. Gene Ontology annotation, molecular function: transmembrane transporter activity. The record is from RefSeq and is a predicted model, not a curated record. Gene Ontology annotation, biological process: transmembrane transport. The transcript is spliced from 12 exons. Gene Ontology annotation, cellular component: membrane.